AAUUAUGUGGGUUAUAAUUAAUGGACCUUUUUUGUAGGGGUUGCUACAUUUUUUGUUAGGGCAAAUCAAAUAAGACAUUUGAAACUAGAAAAUCCAAACUUUAGAAGCCUUUUAGUACCUUGAAUACACUAUAAGUUUCAAUUUCCUGCUGUGCAGGAAAAUACUCUGUAACAAAAGAGUGAUCAAUUUAAGAUCUUACAACUGUAGCUACUUCUGUUAUGUAAUUUAGUAGUAGGUUAACAGGUGUAUUCAUUCCGGAGCAAGACGCCUGCAUGCAUUCAGUCUGAAUAAUGCCACUUCUCCCUUCUCAAGAGCCAACCUGUUCUACCACUUGGAAAUAGGCUAAGGCCCAACUACACCCUGAUGACAUGGAAUUGUCAGCUGAUCUUCACACAAUGUUUAGUUCUGUUGGUUCAUGUUUUCGCACAGUAGGCUAGGCACACUCACACUCAUUGCUACAGUGCUAUAGGCUAUGUUGUUGCUCUCCAUCUUCUAGACUUCAGCUCCUUCUUGUGUAAGGGAACCUUUUCAGUUGACAGAAGGAAGGAUGAAGACAGACCAGGAAGCUCCUCCCCCCUCCCCCGGAUUGGAGGAUUUGGCGAUCCGGUGUCGGGAAGUGUGUCGGUCGUACGGGAAACUCAAAGUCCUGAGUAAUCUCAAUUUGACCGUGCCACAGGGACACAUCUACGGCCUGCUGGGUCCGAGUGGAUGUGGGAAGACCACGCUGUUGAAAUGCAUUCUGGGAACCCUGAAGAUCUCCCGAGGGCACAUCAGCGUGUUGGGGAAGCCGCCAGCAUUUCCUGGACACCAGGUCCCUGGGAGGAUGGUGGGGUACAUGCCACAGGACCUGGCGUUGUACAAUGAGUUUUCUAUCAGUGACACCCUAACGUUCUUCGGACGAAUCCACGGCCUGUCAGCUACGGACACCCAGGCACGCAUGGACUUCCUGGUGGACUUCCUGGACCUACCUCACAACAGCAGCCUGGUUGGAAAACUCAGCGGAGGGCAGAAACGGAGGGUGUCUCUGGGAGCAGCCUUACUUCAAAAUCCCCAGUUAUUGAUUCUGGAUGAACCCACAGUCGGGGUGGACCCUGUGCUGAGAGCCAAGAUCUGGCAGCAUCUAGUAGAGAUUGUGAAAACUGGAAAAGUAUCAGUCGUCAUCACCACUCACUACAUCGAGGAGGCCAGGCAAGCCAAUGUGGUGGGUCUGAUGAGGAAUGGCCAACUGUUGGCCGAGGGGGAACCAGAAACCUUGAUGAAACAGAACAGUGCUGCAACCCUGGAGAAAGCCUUCCUGCAGCUGUGUGAGACCUCAGACCAGGUGGGCUCCAAACACAGCACCUACCCUCAGGGCGGGGUACUAGAGAGCGGCCAAUCACCCGAGAGCGGCCGGGAAGAGAGUCAACCAAUCCUGGGAGUUGGGCCGGGACCAGUUGAAGAGCUGCCCAAGUACUCAGCGGACUGGAAGGUACGAGUCAAGCAUGUGAUGCCAAAGUGGAGGAACAUCGCAGCUCUGAUUAUCAAGACCACGGUGCGGAUGAAGAGAAUGCCUGGGUCCCUGUUUUUUCAGUUCCUGCUGCCAGUCAUGCAGAUCUCUCUGAUGUGUCUGUGUAUCGGAGGAGACCCCAAGGGAAUACAGGUGGCUGUGGUCAACAAUGAGACCUCCUCCAGCUCCUUCAGCCAAUCCCUGCUCUCCUUCCUGGACAACUCCAGCGUGCAACAGGUGAACCUGUCCCAUGCUGAGGCUUUUGCAGGGGCCUAUAACGGAGAGUACUGGGCCGUCAUCGGGUUUGGAAAGAAUUUUACCAGCUACCUGACCAAGAGGGUGAUCCAGCGUCAGGUCUCUAAGGAGGUAGUGGAUGGAGGGUCGGUGCACGUGUGGUUGGACCUGACCAAUCGACAAAUCGCCUUAAUGCUUCAGAAAAAAAUUAAAGAUGCCUUUGAGGGUUUUGUCCAGUAUAAGAUGAGUAGCAGGUCUUACCUGCUCUCUCUUCCUGUCAAGUUUGAGGAGCCCAUCUAUGGCAGCAUGAACUCAGACUUCACCACGUUUGUGACACCAGGAGCCGUUCUGAGCAUCACUUUCUACUUGGCAGUGGGCUUGACGGCUCUCUCCUUCGUGAUAGAGAGGAAGGAGGGGCUAAUGGAAAGGUGCUGGGUCUCAGGUGUGAGUUCAAUGGAGACUGUGCUGGCGUAUCUCAUCUCCCAGCUGAUUAUCAUCAGUGUCCAGAUCAUUCUACUACUGAUCUUAAUGCUGCUUGUCUUUAAGAUUCCUAAUGAGGGGAGCCUGGUGUUGGUUAUAUCUCUGAUCGUGCUGCAGGGCAUAACAGGCACUUCCUUUGGUCUGGUCAUCUCAUCCGCCAUCGAUGACGAACAGAACGCCACCCAAGCUGCCCUGGGUAUCUUCUACCCCAACCUCAUCGUCAGUGGUAUAAUCUGGCCUGUGGAGUGCAUCCCUUAUCCACUACGUUACAUCAGUCUGGCCCUGCCCCAGACCUACGCUUCUGAAGCCCUACGAUGCAUCAUGUACAGAGGCUGGGGUCUCUCCAGAAUGAUAGUGUGGCGAGGCUUUGUUGUCACACUGGGCUGGAACACUUUCUUCGUCAUCCUGGCCAUCGUCAUCCUCAAGCUGAGGAUGUGAGACGCCUACCCAGGGAAGAUGUGUGCGUAUGCAGUGUAUGUGAGUGUGUGAGGUUUUUGUGUGGGAGUGUCAAUGUGGUGUGUGUAAGUGAGUGUGUAUAUGGUGUGUGUAUAUAUAGUCUAGUGAGUGUGUGUCGGGUCAGUGCAGAUAGGGUAACUUUCCCCCUCAGUCACGUUAGUUUGGCUACUCAACCUAUCUAUUUGUCACUCAUAAACCAAUCAAAAUGCCUGAAAUGUGCGUCUGGACACUGCACCCGCCCACUCAGGUGUUGUGAGUGUAAUCACCAUUAGAAGAGUGAUCAUCGCCUGAGGACUAUUAUUGUGGACAAUAACAUGAAUGGGUAUAAUACGUUUACAGCAGGAUUCUACUGUACUGCCGUUAUAAGUCUGUAAUGUUAGUGUGUUUUCCCGAUACUGCUUUGCAUGUUGUUGAUAGUUAAUUGUCAGUAUUGCAUUGGUUGCACAGGUGUUUUAUGUGGGAGAUUUGUUGUACUGGUAACACAAGGGUCGAAUUGUUAAAAGUUAAGAAGGGGCAUGCUUUUUUGUCAAAGCAGCUGUUAGGGUCAGAGUUAUGCGUAGCCUCAUUAGACUUAUUUUCAAACGCACAACUAGGUUGCCUGACAACUCACACUGAAUAAUUCCGCUGCUCUAUGUUCGCUACAUACUUCAUUGCGGAGAAGGAACUAACGUCCGUGGGCGUGGCGUAGCUUUUGGCCAGAGCAAGGAUUUUGGGUAGUCAGACAAACUAGGUAUAUGUGUUGUUUCAUUCCCAUAUGUCAUGUCUUUCUAGAAUGCCCUUUUAAGAAAUAUUCAUUGGGAAAAUGGUUGGUCUCUUUCUCAGAAGUUUCUUUUAACUAAUAAGAUUAAAGAAGUUUCAUAUAAAUGAAUCCACAAGUGCUACCCUACUAAACACUAUCUUGAAGUUAAAAAAAUACAUUCAUGUUUCUUGUACCUUCUGUAAUGAUCAACUGGAGACUGCUUCACGUUUAGUUUGGUAUUGCUCUUAUACCAGGAAGCUGUGGCAAGAUAUCUGGAGAUUGUUUUCGAUCAUAAACAUUUCCUCCUCUACUUGAAAAUGUGAUAUUUGGUUUUAAAAGUAUAGCAAAGUCUUUCUUCUUAAAUCAACCUCAUUGUUAUUUUAGCUCAAUUCCAUAUUCAUAAAUGUAAAUGACUGAGUCAAAAACCUCUUUACUAUUUUUGAGAAUGAAAUUGAACAAUAUAUAAACAACAUUUCUUCUUCUCAUGACAUAAAAGCAAACAAAAGGUUGAAUGUCAUUUUGACAAGGUGUUUACAUAAUGUAUGGUCUGUAUUACCCUGACUGUUGUUUUCCAUGUUUGGAUACUCGGUUGUGUACUCUGUUUGUUUUUCUAUAUGGUUUUUUUUUUACAAUAAAAUAAAAAGACAACUGGG
Molecule: messenger RNA, 4048 nt
Organism: Salmo salar (Atlantic salmon)
Lineage: Eukaryota; Metazoa; Chordata; Actinopteri; Salmoniformes; Salmonidae
Source: RefSeq, a predicted model, not a curated record